GACCGGAUGAGCCUCAGGGACACAUACAGUAGGCACACUGGGAGAGAGAUUAUGUGCGUGUAAGACAUAUUGUUUUGCCUUCUUGUGCUGCCAGCAGAUUUCAAGAACUACACCUUUACCUGUCCACCAGGAAGCACAAGCUCUAAGGAUUCAGUUGAUUCUUUGUUCUGCUGUAGUGUGAAAACCCCAGAUUCUCUUCCCAACAAUAAGCCUCUCCACUGAGCUGGUGGAUGGAUUGUCUGGACAGGUUCAGGUCUCUUGGUCCAUUAAAAUUCGGAGCCAUGGAGGCACAGCUUCGGGAUCUGAGGUUACAGCUGGAAAGGCAAUGCAUGCAGAACAAACAUCUUGAGAUCCAGAAUCAGGAGUUGGAGAAACGACUUCAAGAAAAGGAAAAACAUGUUAAGGACUUACAGACCCGUUUUGAUGAGCUGGCCAUAGAUCAUCAGCAAGGGCGAGCCAGCGUGGACAAUGAGCCACAGGUGCCGAAGAGCCGCACAGCAGCCAUCGCUCCUGAACCACUUCCAGAGGACUGGGAGCCAACCGAGCACAAAAACCAUAAAACAAUCAGUGAAACCAGCCAGAUUAUAAAGGCCAUCCACCAAAAUGACUUCCUGCACCGCCUGAAUGAUGAUCAGAUCGUGAUGAUGCUGGACUGUCUGUUGCCUGCUGAACGAAGCCGGGGAGAAGUUGUUAUCGUAGAGGGUUGUGAGGGGAAUACCAUGUACAUUGUUGCAGCUGGCGAACUGGAAGUGACCCAGGCAGGCCGGCACUUGAGGACACUGACCUCUGGAGAUGUCUUUGGAGAGCUGGCCAUCCUGUACAACUGCAAACGCACAGCUACAGUCAGAGCUAUCACAGACAUCCGACUGUGGUGUAUUGACAGGCAGACAUAUCGAAUGAUUAUGACCAACAAGUCAAAACGGAAAAGGGAGCAAAUUAUGGGUUUUUUAAAGAUAGCCCGAACUCUGAAGGACCUAAGUGAUGCACAGCUCUCAAAAAUAAUUGAUUCCAUGGAAGAGUGUAAAUUCCAAAAUAAUGAGGUUAUUGUCCGAGAAGGAACAGAGGGCAAUACAUUUUAUAUCAUUCUGAAAGGAGAGGUGCAAGUGACAAAAAUGGUGAAUGGGCAACAGAAGGAGAUCCGGAUAAUGGGAAAAGGGGAGCACUUUGGGGAACUAGCUUUAAUACGUGAAAUUUGCAGAACUGCAACAUGCACUGCAGUGGGACCUGUCACAUGUAUUUCCAUCGAUAAAGAGGUUUUUGAAGAAACUAUACCAAUUAAGAAUAUAGAACUGCCUGAUGACUGUGAAGUUUUUGAAAACAUAAUGUUGCCAGAGAGAAAGAGGCUAGGUGCAACAUUGCAGCUGCAGGAUCUUAUUCCAGUGUUGUACCAAGAAGGCCGGUUCCACGGAGAGCCUGUCACACUUGGAGUGGGAGGAUUUGGGCGAGUUGAGUUGGUGACAAGUCUUGAGCUUUCCAAGUUUUUUGCCCUGAAACGUGUCAGCAAAAAUCAUAUUGUUGCUAAGCAACAGCAGGAACAUGUCAAAAUGGAAAGGCGCAUCCUUCAGGACAUACAAUGCAAUUUUAUUGUCAGGUUCUAUGCUGCAUUUAAGGACACAAGAAACAUCUAUUUGGUUUUAGAAUUUUGCUCUGGUGGGGAACUAUGGACCAAACUGAGAGAAAAAGGUCGUUUUGAGGAACCUGUAGCAAUUUUCUGCACAGCUUGUGUAGUCGAGGCUUUUGCCUAUCUCCGUGUGAAAGGAAUUGUUUACCGGGAUCUUAAGCCUGAGAACCUAAUGCUGGACAUGAUGGGAUAUGUGAAACUGGUAGACUUUGGAUUUGCAAAGGAACUAUCUCGAGGAGAGAAGACAUAUUCAUUCUGUGGCACUCCUGAGUACUUGGCGCCAGAAAUCAUAAAGAAUGAAGGCCACGACAUUGCUGCUGACCUCUGGUCCUUGGGAGUCUUGGUGUUUGAGCUGUUGGCAGGCAGCCCCCCCUUCACAAGCUCAGACCCUCAGAGAAUAUACAGCAAGAUUCUUGAUGGGAUCCUUAAAUUCCCCCAUCACAUGGGAGAAGGAGCCAGAUCUCUUAUCAGUAAGCUCUGCAGGCUACGACCAGGCCAACGGUUGGGAAACAAUAAAAAUGGAAUAAAGGAUAUUCGGAACCACAGGUGGUUUAAUAACCUCAACUGGCAGAAGCUGCGGGCUUGUCAACUGGAUGCUCCCACUAUGUGCCUCAUACGAAAGGGUCCUUUAUAUGUGAACUUUGACAGGAUCCCUCCAGAUAAUACACAGGCAGAAGAGGAAUUCUCUGGCUGGGAUGAUGAUUUCUGAAUUUCUGAGAUGUCUUUGCUUGUCUGUGACUGGCUAUUAUCUUUGCAUUUGCUGAGACACAAUGGGACUGUCCAGGUCCAUUUAAUCCUCAGAGAUUACAACAACAAAGGAAUCUCCUCUAUUGUUAUUUUAAGCAUUUAGGCCAGUAGAAGUGAUGUCUGGUCUACGCACUUAACUUAUUGUGUGGGUCUCAGGACACAAAUAUUCAAUCAAUGAACAGGAUUCAAAUCUUGUUGGUUCCUUCUCUUACUCCAGAACAGCACUGAAGAGAUGAUCUGUAAGGGUCACCUUUGCCUCUUUGUUGAACACUGUGUAAGUACUGCCUCUUGUGCUAGAAGAGAAAGCCUUUAGCAUGUAAAUAAUGAACAGCAAAAAAUGCUGAAGGCUGAAAUACAGACACCCUUCCUUUGUGGAGUGAGAACUAUUCUAUUGAACUAUUAUACAGAAACUAGCACAAAAACCAAAAGAGACCUCUAGUGUAUGGAUGCCAUCAAUGUCAUGUGCUAAAUUAAAAAGAAAUAUAUAUAUAGGGAGGUUGUGUGAUCAGCCCAAGGUUAUCUAAGGACACAAAACCCAGACGGGCUUUUCGACUGAUAAAUGCACUAAUCCUCAGAGUUCAGUUCUAGUUCAUAUAUACUUGCCCUAGAAAUGCCACAGUUUCUCAAGUAGGGAAGUUGAUAAAGACAUUGAGGUACAGAUGAAAUUACAUAACAUGUUAUAUGUACUACUGACCUUCUUUGGUUUAUUAAACUAUUAUAGCCAUCAGGGUCCCACUAUAGUAGAAAUUACUACAUACUGCCUACACUCAGUUACUGUACAGUAUGUACUUAUUUUGUCUAAGAGCUUUCAAGAAUUCCUUCAUGAUUUAUAACUUUCAUUAUAAUGUUGGAAGGCCUUAAAAUAGCUCUUGCAUUUUUGUUUGACAUUAGCAUUAGAUCUAAGAUAAAAGAAAAGGUAACAACUUUUAUCAACGGAUUUACAAGUGUUUUCUCAUUUCUACCUAAUUUAAAAAAGACAGAUUAUAAUAUAAUAAUAAAGCUUUUUCCCAAUGUACCAGAGAUGUUUUGUACAAGAAAUGUGUUAGUUGAGCUCCAGGAGUAAAUUCACCAAUGCAAAAGCUUGUGUCAGGAAUAAAACAACACCAACACCAAUUUUAUUACAAAUGUCUUUAUUUAUUCAAAUGUUACAUCUUCUUCUGGAAAUUCAAAGGCAGUUUGGCAUGCUCAAUUGAUUUCCACCUUUAGGGUGCAAAAUGCUAAGAAACUUCCGAAUUGUAAAUACAAUAAAAAAGAACGGUAAUUCAUAGUUCAAUCAAUUUAGACAACUGGAUUUCCUGUUCCCGGGAGAUUCAAUUCUCUGUUUUUCAUACAUUAACUAUUGAAAUCAGAAUAUCAGAAAGGCCACACAUGAAAGGAGGCCCUUUGGCUCAUCGAGACUAUGUGGUUACAAUUUAACUCCCUCAGUUAGUCCUGGAUAUAGUAUGAAAAACAACCACCUAGCUCCCAAGUAUGAAAUCAAUGCAUUUACAGUAUGAAAUACAGUAUGGGGUUUUAUGAAAGCUAACUAAUGGAUACAAUAGUUUUUCAUUAAAGAAUAUAAAAUGACACACAGUGCCUUGCCUUUCGACAUGUGAAACAAAAUACUGAAACUAUUCAAACUGUAGUUUUAAAGGACUGGUAUUGUUUUCCAUGAGAAACAUUGGAAGAAACUGAACAUGUCUUAUGGACUACAUGAUUCUAAACUGCUAAUGAAUGCUGUUAAAGCCACAGGAGAAGAAUAAAUGUACAAUAUCUUUUAUAUGCAUAGGAUUGGAUCUAUUUUGAAUGACCUGGCAAAUAGAAAUAUAUUAUUUCAUGCAUGUCAGUUGUCCAGCUGACAGGCCCUAUAAAUGGUCUGUAAAUUUCUACAGUAUUCAAUAAUUUUAUAUUGAACUUAUAAAAUUUGUAUCCCUCACUUGCAAUACUAUGCACAUUAAAAGCUGCAUAGUAGUACUUGUGUAUGGUGAUCAAAAUAAAUGGAAAAACAAAACAGUAAACUUUUU
Messenger RNA from Lepisosteus oculatus (spotted gar), 4371 nucleotides. Lineage: Eukaryota; Metazoa; Chordata; Actinopteri; Semionotiformes; Lepisosteidae. The record is from RefSeq and is a predicted model, not a curated record.